AUGUUCAUAUCUGCAGUGUGCCGGCCACUAUUUGCUGCAGAUGGCAGCAUUAUAUUUGAUGGGAAGAUAGGCAUAUUCCCAUUUACAGAGAUGGUGGCAGCAAAAAGAUCAAGUAAGAACAGGGUGGCUGGAACUCUAGAGCAAAAGCCCAUAGAAAGUGUGAGCAAACCAGUUAUGAGAGACUUUUUCAUCAACAAGAUUGUGCCUGCCAUCAUAACCAAGUGGCCCUCUUUUGCAAGCAAAGAUGUGUUUAUUCAACAAGAUAAUGCAAGACCACAUAUUUGCAAUGAUGACUUGGAGUUUAGAGAGGCUGCCACACGUGAUGGUUUCAAUAUCAACAUUGUGAAUCAACCUCCAAACUCACCCGACACCAAUAUCAAUGACCUUGGGUUUUUUAGGGCCAUUCAAAGCCUACAAACUGAAAUUGCAUGCAGUGAUGUUGAUGAUUUAGUGAAUGCAGUGCAUAAAGCUUAUGAAGACCUAGAUCCAAUGGCUUUAAACUGUGUUUUCUUAAGCUUACAAGGUUGCAUGUUGGAGAUCAUGAAGGUGAAGGGCAAUAACUGUUAUAAGCUGCCACAUAUGAAGAAAGGGGCAUUGAUUAGACAAGAUUUGCUUCCAACAAGUUUGGAAGUCCCCCAUGAACUUGUCACACAAAGCAUGAAGUAUUUGAAAGAUCAAGGUGCAGAGGAAGGACUAGAAGAGCUAAUGGAUAGAUUAGGCAUUAAUGAAGCAAAUAUGGAUGGCAUUGAAGAACUUUUCAAUGCCAUGAUGUUGCUUGAUUAA
Messenger RNA from Salvia miltiorrhiza (redroot sage), 783 nucleotides. RefSeq lists its product as uncharacterized. Gene Ontology annotation, molecular function: nucleic acid binding. The coding region runs from base 1 to 783 and encodes 260 amino acids. The record is from RefSeq and is a predicted model, not a curated record. Lineage: Eukaryota; Viridiplantae; Streptophyta; Magnoliopsida; Lamiales; Lamiaceae. The transcript is spliced from 2 exons.